UCCUUACGCUCCUCCAACCCUUUCCCCACCCGGCUCCGGUCCCGGUGAACGACAUCGAUGGAAAACGGAGCGGUGCUGGCCGCUUCCCCCCCCCCUCACCGCGGCCUCGGGGCCUCCUGAGCCCGACGGCGGCGAUGAAGCGGAGGAGAUGGAGAAGCUGGCGGCGGGGCUGGCCCGGCUCCGCUGGAACCCCGCGGCUCUGCCCCUGGAUGCCAUCGUCAGCAAGUGCCGGCUGCCCACGUUGGUGUGCCUGGGGCAGGGGGAGUCGGUGGAGGGGGUGAGUGCCCAGGAUGUGCUGCUGAUCCACUCGUGCCGCCAAUGGACGACGGUGACGGCCCACAGCCUGGAGGAGGGCCACUACGUCAUCGGCCCCAAAAUCGACAUCCCACUGCAGUACCCAGGGAAGUUCAAGCUGCUGGACCAGGACCGGGACAUCCGUGAGCCCGUGCAAUAUUUCAAUAGUGUGGAGGAGGUGGCCAGCAUCUUCCCGGACCGCGUCUUCGUUAUGGAGGCCAUCACAUUCAGCGUGAAGGUGGUGUCGGGGGAGUUCAGCGAGGACAGCGAGGUGUACAACUUCACGUUGCACGCUGGGGAUGAGCUGACGCUGAUGGGGCAGGCGGAGAUCCUGUGCGCCAAGACGGUGAAGGAGAAGUCGCGCCUCAACACCCUCCUGCGGAAGCUGGGCAAGGCGGCGCCUGCGGCAGGGGCCAGGCAGGUGAAGGGCAAAAUGCCGUGCCUGAUCUGCAUGAACCACCGCACCAACGAGAGCCUCAGCCUCCCCUUCCAGUGCAAGGGCCGCUUCAGCACCCGCAGCCCGCUGGAGCUGCGCCUGCAGGAGGGCGAGCACACCAUCCGCAGCAUCAUCGAGAAGGUCCGGCUGCCCGUCAACGUGGCCGUGCCCAGCCGGCCGGCGCGCAACCCUUACGACCUGCACGCCAUCCGCGAGGGACACUGCUACAAGCUGGUGGGCAUCAUCUCCAAGACGGUGGUGCUGUGCUGCAUCCUGCGGCGCGAGCGCCUCGUGCCCUUCCACUUCUUGCUGCUGGCCGACAUGCCGCGCUUCCAGCUGCCCGAGGGGCUGCUCGGCGGGGACCCGCAGCUGGAGAAGCUGCUGCGGGACAGCGCGGCGUAUUGCCACGAGCGCUUCAACCCCGACGAGUACUCGCGGGCCGUGCGGGAGGCCAAGCCGGAUUUUUCGGAGGAAUGCGCCAGCCCCCGGCGCCUGCGGCUCUGCCUGCCGAGCUGCGGCCGCGAGGAGCUCAGCCAACCCCUGCAGAGGCUCUCGCUCUGCUUCUACGGUGGGGGGCUGCCCCGCGCACCCCUGGAUUCAGCCACCCGCUGCGGGGACCCCCCUGAUUUUACCGAGCCUGAGAGGGAGUAUGUGACGCCCGACUGGGCCGAGCCAGAAUUCAGGACUCAGGAACCACUGGAGAUCCCUUACGAAGAGCUCUGGAGCAACCAGGGCUUGGAGAGCUGCUCUUCCUCACAGCCCAGCACUGCAGGGCGGCCGGACCUCAUCGCUUUCGGGGCCACGUCCCCGCUGGGCUCCCCGCGACGCGCCAGGGAUGAGCCGCUGGGGGACGCACCACCGCCGGUGCCACCCAAAUCAGAGGCGGUGAAGGAGGAGUGUCGGCUGCUGAAUGCCCCCCCUGUGCCACCUCGGGGAGGCCGCCCCACGGUGCCCCGCAGCCCCCCAGCCCCGCUGCGCUUCCCAAAGCUGGCACCUGCUCCCUCGCCCAGCCCCAGCCUGUCCUACUACUCCUCGGGGCUGCACGACGGGUCAGCCCCGCGGAGUGGCAGCGGCUCGCCUUCACCUGACGCUUACUCCCUCUAUUGCUACCCCUGUGCGUGGGGAGACUGCAAAGCUGGGGAUCCCCCCGGCUGCCCGCUGCCCCCCGCUGCCCCUCCGGCCCCCACCGCCUGGUCCGAUCCCUGGGCCUACACCGAGGCAGGGGGGAACAGCAGCUGCUCCACACCACCGCCCGCCACUGAGUCCCCUCUGAAGCCUUUCCGGAGCUGCCCCCGCCUCAAACCUCCUCACUCCCAAAAACGCUUUGCACCCUUUGGGGCGCUCAACCCCUUCGCCGGUGCAACCGAGUGGCCUGAAAGCCCCGAGUGGCCCAAACCACCUUCAGCCCCGGCUGCGCCCUCUUCCUCUUCUUCACCAGAGUCCUUUGAGGGCCUGGAGCCAGCGGCCCCCCCGCGCCCACCCAAGGGCUUUGACGGGGACGGCAUCGUCAUCCGUGGCACGGCCCCGCUCUCUCCUGCCGUGCUGAGAGGCGCUGAGGGCGGCGUCACCCACCUCUACCUGGCGCAGGGCGUUAUCGAGGUGCCACCGGGGACGUGGGGUGAAGGGGGGGCCCCGCCGGCUGCCCCAAGGCCCAGUGGGGACGGUUCACCCUGGCUGCCCCCUGCCGACCUCUCGGCCCUGUCGGUGGAGGAGGUCUCCAAGUGCCUACGUUUCAUUGGCCUCUCCGAGGACGUCGUCAGCUUCUUCGCGCGGGAGCGCAUUGAUGGCAGCAUCUUCGUGCAGCUCAGCGAAGAGAUCCUGGCUGAUGAUUUUCGCCUUACCAAGCUCCAGGUGAAGAAAAUCAUGCAGUUCAUCAAGGGCUGGCGCCCCAAAAUCUAGCCUGACGAUGGGGUACUCACAGGAGCCCCAACCCAGCAGUGCCUCUCCCCACCUUUCAGCUGUGGGGUUUCCUCCUUCCUGAGCCUCUCCCUUUCCUGUUGCAACACUGGACAGUUCAUUUUGGCCUGAAAGGGCUGGAAA
Tympanuchus pallidicinctus (lesser prairie-chicken) is the source of this 2770-nucleotide messenger RNA. It is a transcript of the gene GAREM2, whose product is annotated as GRB2 associated regulator of MAPK1 subtype 2. The transcript has 6 exons. The coding region runs from base 149 to 2629 and encodes 826 amino acids. Lineage: Eukaryota; Metazoa; Chordata; Aves; Galliformes; Phasianidae. The record is from RefSeq and is a predicted model, not a curated record.